AAGACCGCGAAAUAAGCAGUCGGAAAAUAAACACUCUGGCUGGGACGCAAGCAAAGUCUACUUUACUGUGCAAAAUAGUCGAUGCUAGCAAUGACAGUCUCGCAUUAAUGAAGUUUAGGAUGUACCUUAGUUACCAACUGUACGAAAUACAUAGAAAUAGAUGACUAAGUGGAAAAUGGAUGCGGCUUUUUCCAGCCCAAGACCAACGCCUCAAUUUUUUCAGGAACUGCAGACGUUUUCAACGAAAAAGCAACGAGGAACACCACGUGACUCCCUGCCUCCCAAACCGCCAGUGAAGAGUGCACCUCCUGUCAGCAGAAUCUUCCCUCACAGACCAGUCCAGAGAGCCCAAGUUGUGUCUUUCAGGAGAGAAGAGCACUCAUUCCUGAGCACGAAGUACAAUGAGCACUGCCGAGAUCUCUACUUCAACCAGUGCUUUGAAAUCAUCUCCAAACUGGGAGCUGGUUCAUUUGGAGAGGUUUUCAAAGUGCGCAGCAGGGAGGAUAGCAGGUUGUAUGCGGUGAAGAGAUCACAGGAAAGAUUUAGGGGAGAAUCUGACAGGCGCAGAAAGUUGGAAGAGGUAGCCAAACAUGAGAAACUGCCCCCACACCCCAACUGUGUUGGCUUCUUCAAGGCCUGGGAGGAGAGACAGCAUCUGUACCUGCAGACGGAGCUCUGUAUGCUAAGCCUGAGUAACUUUGCUGACUCGAAUCAUGAGAUUACUGAGACGACUAUAUGGAACUACUUAGUAGAUCUUCUCAUGGCAGUGAAACAUCUCCAUGAACACAACCUGAUCCACAUGGACAUUAAGCCAGACAAUAUCUUUGUCUCUUUCGACGGGGUCUGCAAGCUUGGAGAUUUCGGAUUAGUGCUAGAUUUAUCCAAGAGCCUUGAUAUGUCUGAAGCUCAAGAGGGGGACCCCAAGUACCUCUCUCCUGAACUAAUGGAGGGCAAGUUUGGAAAACCUGCUGAUAUUUUUAGUUUGGGAAUGACAAUGUUAGAAAUGGCUAGUGACCUUGAUCUACCACGUGGAGGUGAGGGUUGGCAUAUUCUCAGAAGAGGAAUCUUACCAGAAGAAUUCUUGCGGGACAAGACUUUUGACCUGAAGUAUGUCAUCAGUCAGAUGUUGGACCCAGACCCAAAGAGUCGACCCACUGUAGAUCAGCUGUUGGCUUUCCCAUGUGUGCGCAAGGUGUGGAAAAGAAGAAUGCGGGACUACAUGAUCAAAAGUGCUGUAUCUCAAGUGAAAGCCUUCUUCUCUUCAUUCUGGCACGGUUUUCUGUUCCUGGUGUCGAUGCUGUUCUUCCCUGUGACACGGUUCUUCCCCCGUAAGACGUCCCGCAUUUCGCUGCCCAGUGACAGCACGCAGUCCUCCCAUGCAGACCACAGCAUCUCAGAUGAUGACUGUUUUGAUGAUUACGACAUCAGCAUCACCAACAACUCCGUAGCAACACCUCUGGACUGUUCGUCAUCAUCACAGGAAAGCUUUGCUAUGCCUUUCCACCCAGCACCAAGGCGAGCAUUCACUACCCCUGUUCUUCGACAUCGACCGAAUAAUGUGCCUACUCCACUCAGCUCUUCACCAGUCGUGCCUUCCAGACAAACGAGGAUUAUUGGGAGUCCCUGUUCGAGCCUAGAGACAAGUAUAGACAGUGACCGAUCACUUACUCCGGUCUACAACAUCGAGGGGCCCUGCCUAGAAGAUCUUGAAGAAAUUGCAAAGCCAGGCAUCGAACCAAAAAACCUUCUAGGGAUGUUCGAGGCUGCUAGUGACGAGGAGGAUUAGAUGACCUGCUGCUGCUGCUGACACUGCCUGCUGAGUCCAUGACCCCUUGCCCGCUGUGUUCAUAUGGUGCUGUCUGCUGAUCACUGCCCUACUGCUGCUUUAUCCCACUGUUGUAAUGUCUCGUGUAAGGUUUAGGAUUCCCCCAACUGUCUGCCAAUGUGCUUGUGAGGCUACGCAAUAUUAACUCACAAACUCUAGGAUCAAGUUGACAAGGAUUAGCAGUUAACCAUAUGCAAGUUUCUUAAGUUUAUGUUUUUCUGAUGGGUUAGGUAUCAAUAUAUUUAAAUACAGAUAAUUUUCCAUAAUUCUUAGGAGAAUUUGAACAACACUUUGCCUCAUGAUGAGAAAUUGUACUGACUUUAUUGUUGUCGUUCUUAUUCGGGAAAACAACAUUUGGACCUGAAAUUGUCGGAAUGGAUUUUGUGUGCAAGGCAUGACUCUGUAUGAAGAAUUAAAAGGUGAAGUCACAAAUAAAAGGAAUCUGAAAUAUGUGAAUAAUUCUUUUAAGAACAGAUAAUUUUUUUUCUAUUAUGAAUUAUUUUAAUACCCUUAAAAAUAAUGGAAUUGAAGUAGUGUGUAUUUUACUAAUGGUUUGGUAAAUUGAUUUACAUAUUAAGUAUCAAUAUUCAUAAACUUGUAGUGAUGCAGUGUUGACAUUAGAUAUCAAUUGUUACAUCAAUAUCAAGAUAAAUGAUGACAUCCAGAGUUGCCAGCCCCGUUAAAUAUAUUUAACGCCUUGCACCAUUCAAAUACUCAGUUACCUAGAUCUCAUGUGAUUCCCAUCACUUAGGUCACAGUUUUUAGUGUUUUAGGUUCACAGAUUUUCACUGGAGCAAUGAGCAUACCUAGCACGGGUUGACCACAAUAAGAAAUUCAUGUAGCUCAAUAUUUUGUUUUAUUUGGCAUUACAUUGUUUGGGUCAGUCAGUUUAGUGGGAAGAAAAUAAAUGCUAAUUCUGUUUUACGUGCAGGAUGUUUAGUACUUGUACUGUAACAUACUACAAACAAUGCAUUUGAUCAGCUUUAUUUAAAAGUUCAUAGUUUCUUAUGUUUGUUUGCCUUGAUGUUUAUGCUGUUUGUAUUUUAUUUCUGAUUGUGGCUUUUGGGAGUGGUCGAAUCUGUAAGCCAAGAAAUAAAACAAAGUGUCACUUAAGGUUUUAAACCAGUUCUUGAAUGAAGGGAUUUACAUGCAACAUUUGUACAAAGAACCGACCUGUCGCCACUGACCAUGUCUUCCUUUGAGGGACAUUUCCAUGUGUUCAUGAAAAACUAGUCACUGUAGACGCACAGCAGUAUUUUAAAUUGAGCGUGAGAUGUGAGGGUCCUCGUCAUAGCCAUGCUAAAAGGUAAAGAUUUAGGGGUCCCUAGAUUCAAAUACUUUGGGAGAAAACCCCAAGGAACCCACGAUCCACUUAAUUUUGAACACUGCACAGUAUAUGAUUGUAUAGAUGUAAAUAAUAGCUAUUAGUAAUUCUAUAUAUUAUGGAUUAACUACAUAACCAGUGACACCAGUUAAUAUUGUGUCUUUAUACUAUGAUUGUGAGACCUAAGCAUUAUUAACCUUAGCAAUACCGACACUGUUGAAUGUCGGCCUCGCAUUGUAUGCUUCGCUUUAUGCCACAAGAGUGUUCUAUUUACUACUGCCUCUGUAUUAAUUAUACCUUUGAAGAAAAUUUGACCGUUUCCCCUUAAUUUUCUGAUCACGUAUAUUUAAGAGAUAACCUUUUUUUGCAUGUUCAGAGAGUUCACAUCAGCAUGUAUGGAAAUGUGGGUUGGGUUCUUUUUAGAAUUUUAUUACAAAUAUAUGUUAUUCUUCUUCAUCAUAUGUUCCUGUUGGUGGGUAAGCAGGUCUGGUAAGGGUAAGGACAACUGGUGAAAGACAAUAGCUUCUGGCAAACAAGGAAGUAUGGGUUCUGUCAAGAGAUUUAAGGUUGUAUUUCUCAAGCCUGGGGAAGGGGAUGUAACCUGUUAGUUUAUAUAAGUCAUAAUCGAUAAUUCCAAGUGUCAGGGGGGCGGUCGGGUAGCCUAGUGGUUAAAGCGUUCGCUCGUCACGCCGAAGACCCAGGUUCGAUUCCCGACAUGGGUACAAUGUGUGAAGCCCAUUUCUGGUGUCCCCCGCCGUGAUAUUUCUGGAAUAUUGCUAAAAGCGGCGUAAAACCAUACUCACUCACUCACUCACUCACUCACUCACUCACUCCAAGUGUCAGGUGAGUUGUCUUUAUUACCCAACAUUAAGAUUAAUCGACAAUAGCUAAAUGUCAUAAUUUAUUGAAUGUUGUGAUGAGUUGGUAGUUUGCAAAAUGUUUUUAGAAAAGCUCUUCAGGCAAUCAGAAUUAGUGCUAAAAUGCCAAAACUAAUAUCUACUGUACCUGGUAAGAUCCGGGUUAGAAUAGGUCUUCAGCAAACCCUGCUUGCCCUAAAAGGCGACUAUACGUAAUGUAAGAGGGGACAAACUGGAUCUGGUGGUCAGACUCACUGACUUGGUUGAUGCAUGUCAUUGUAUCCCAAUUGUGUAGAUUGAUGCUCAUGAUGCCAAUCACUCAGCAAUAUUCCAGCUGGUCUGUAAAUGAUCGAGUCUG
Molecule: messenger RNA, 4364 nt
Organism: Haliotis rufescens (red abalone)
Lineage: Eukaryota; Metazoa; Mollusca; Gastropoda; Lepetellida; Haliotidae
Product: membrane-associated tyrosine- and threonine-specific cdc2-inhibitory kinase-like
Exons: 16
Coding region: 161-1786 (541 amino acids)
Biological process (GO): protein phosphorylation
Molecular function (GO): ATP binding; protein kinase activity
Source: RefSeq, a predicted model, not a curated record